AUGUCUUCAUUCAGUUCUGACGGCAGCGUUGACGAUGACGAUGAUGAAGAUGUACAUUCGAAAAUUUCCGUUAAUAAAUCAGACAUUGGAAUUAAUCAAAAAAAUAAAAAACUUGGCAUGAUGCCAAAAAGUAGUACCAUCAAUUCAGAAAUAGAUGUUACCAAUGUUAAAAAUGUUAUCAGCAGUGAUGAUAAAUAUAAAAGAGAACCAGAUCUAGUGAGUUUACGUUCAUUUGGAAGUGAUUCGAGUCGAAUUUUAAUUGAGAAAUCACAAAAGAAGAAAAGAGGAAAUAAGAAUUUACAUGAAAACAGUGUGAAAUUAUCAGUUUGGAGCGAUAAUGAUGAAGAUCAUGACGAAGAAACAAAGCAAGGAAUGAAGCAAAUUUCUAAAAUUGUAGAUACUGAUGAUGCUGGUUAUGUGACAAAAGAUGAAAAGCCCAAAUACUAUCGUAAAAAAUCUGUAAAAAUUGUGAGUUCAGACACAGGAAAAUAUUCUCAUGAGAAUGCAUUCACAUGCGAAAGCGACUCUGCCAAACCUCAAAAAUCAAACUACAGUUCGAAGACUGUUUCGUACAAGUACCCGAGCACUUUUCACAGAUGUGGCAGCAGUAGAUCGACCUCCAUCAUGUCGCUCAAGUUGCUCGAAUCUCUAGCAAAUCGACUGCCUAGUAGUCUAAGAUCCAUCUCUAGAUACGGAUACGAACCGAGGCUGCUCUCUUGUGGGUCCUCUGAAAGAGAAGGACACAUUUCAAGACAAUCGGAACCACCGAGCAAUCGUCAUCAGCGUCACUCACGUUCAUGUUGUCGCUGCCCUCCGAGAACAAAAACUAUUUCAACCAACUGCGAAAUCUUAAAAUAUUACGAAAAAUCAGAAAAGCCGGUUCAGGCGACUGUCAAGAACAGAUCCGUUUCAUGUCAGAAAUGGGUGGAAACUUCGGAGAAAUCAACCCAGAGACCAAAAAUCAAGCCGAGAAAUGCCUCGAUUCAAACGGCGGUCGCCACAACAAAAGACCACUCGACUCAAGCUGCCAGCAAAAUGCGCAGUCGGAUGACUGAAACAUGUCUGAAGACGCUCAACUCAGCAAACAACGUCGACACAAGAAAUAAUUGGACCCAGUACGAUUUCGGUCCUAACUAUUUUGAAAAUAAUAACAAUGGUAAUAAUUACGGUAAUAGUAAUUAUAUUAUUAGUGAAACCAAAAAUAGUGGAACAAUUUGGGGUAGCAAGGACCUUUACUCGGAUAAUGACAAUAAAAGAUACGACAGUACUAUAAACGUUAACAACUUUCAUAGCAACAACAACAACAUGUGCAACACACUUGAUGCUUACAAUAACGAUAAUUAUAACAACAACAACACAAACGAUUUCAAUAACCGUAAUUUUACUAACAAUACGGACAACGUAAACUACCUCAACAAUUACAACACUAACAAUGGGAACAACAAUAUAAACAGCAACAAUUACAACAACAAUUACGUCGACAGCAGCUACAAUCAAAUAUUGCAACCAAAUUUUGAAGCGCUUUACAUUGGUAACCCGCCAAACCACACGGCAUAUAAUGAUAUAAUUAAAAACAACAACAAUAAUAAUGAUAACAAUAAACCUAAUCAUAAUAUAAAUUAUCAUGGCACCAACGCUUACAUGCCGUUAAACUCUUACGCCGGCCCCCCAAAUGAUGUUACUACCAAUAAAAAUAAUAAUUAUUAUUAUAACAUCAAUGACAUGAAUAUGAAUAAUAAUAUGAACAAUUAUAUGAAUAAUCAAAAUAUUAACAGUAAUUACAUCAAUAACAAGAAUAGCGCUGAAAACGGCGCCAUCUAUAUUGGACACUCUACAAACAUCAACAACGACUUCUACCUCAAGAACAACAACACCAACAACACCAACAACAACAACAACGACUACUACCUCUACAGCAAUGCCGACAACAAUAACAACAACUUGAAUAACGUUAACAACAAUAAUAAUUCUUAUUGUGGUUAUAAUUAUACAUUUGGCAACAACAACGAUAACAACAACAAUAAAAACAACCAUAGCAACAGUAUUUAUUAUCGCUAA
Helobdella robusta is the source of this 2058-nucleotide messenger RNA. RefSeq lists its product as hypothetical. Bases 1 to 2058 code for a protein of 685 amino acids. The transcript has 3 exons. The record is from RefSeq and is a predicted model, not a curated record. NCBI's taxonomy places the organism in Eukaryota, Metazoa, Annelida, Clitellata, Rhynchobdellida, Glossiphoniidae.